CGCGGAAAUCCUCAUUUACUUUGUCUUAGGUCAAUUUACGUCAGAAAAUCGCGUAACAACAUUCCUAAAAGCACGAUUAGACAUUAAAAUGGUGAAAUGUGCAACGUUACUGCAGUUACCUGCCCGUAAAGUUGUCUAAUAUAGCUAACCUAGCUGUGCAAGCUAACCUAGCUGUAGCAGUUCGUGCUGCGCAGAACGCGUUCAGGGGGAUUUGAUCCUGUGCUCGAGGUUUAAGUUAACUAACUAUUUGGAUUCUGUACAUUUAUAUAUAAACUAAGCGGAUCGAUCACAGCUGGAUGCUUCAGUUUUAUAUGAACCAACCAGUUGCAUUUAUGUUGAAAACAGCGGUUUAUAGCGCGAGAGUCACAUUCAGGUGGAAGGACGGAGUGCCCGACCCCGAACGUUAGAGGGCGACGGCGAAAUGAAGGUAGACCUAUUGUGUCCGUUUUCUCCUCUCCUCUUCCUGCUCGCCAAACAAAACGACUAGCAGGCGACGCCAGGAAAACAGCGACAGCAGCUUUCGUCGCAGUCUUGCGUCGUGAACUGUUUUUGCCUGUAGGGUCUGUUUCCAGUAGCCAAGGAAGACAAAAGGACCACCACUCAAACAUAAAGCAGCCUCAUCUAAUCCAUCAACAAUGGUGAAGAUAUUUGUUGGCAACGUAGCUUCGGCAACCACAGAAGCAGAGCUCCGUGCGUUGUUUGAGCAGCAUGGCACUGUGUCAGACUGUGACAUCUUGAAGAACUAUGGCUUUGUGCACAUGGAUGAGGAGGAUGCCGCCCAGAAGGCCGUUGCUGCCUUGCAUAAGCACGUGCUCAAUGGCUCCCGCAUCACCGUUGAGUACGCUACUACCAAAGUGCGCAACGCCACCAAGAUCUAUGUGGGCAAUGUGCCUGAGGGUGUCACAGCUGCCAAAAUCAAGGAGCUCUUCCAGCCUUUUGGCAAGGUGGUGGAGUGUGAUAUUGUGAAGAAUUUUGCAUUUGUUCAUAUGCAGAGGGAAAAUGAGGCCUUGGAGGCCAUCAGGGAACUUAAUCAUUCUAAAGUGGAGGGUCAAAAGAUCUUUGUGUCCCUCUCUCGCAGUAACCAAGCCAAAAAUGGCAGAGGGGAGGACUAUCUCCCCCCUCCUCCCCAUCACUAUCCACCCCACCCACACCACCACCCUCACUACCUUCCCCCACGCCCUCCGCCCGGCGACUACUAUCCGCCUCGUGGUCGACUUCCACCGCCUCCUCUCCCUCCACCGCCUCCCCGUGCCUACUAUGAGCGCGAGGCGUACGAGAGGGGCGUUCGGCCCGACCCAUAUGCCGCAGCCUCCUCGCGUUAUUAUGAGCGGGAUCCCUACGAGCGACGUCUUCCGCCUCCGCAGCGACCGCUUUCUCCUCCUCUCGCCUCUCGCUACUACCGCGAGCGCAGCCCUUUGGGCAGUCGUCGCUCUCUCCUGCCUCCGCCACCCCCACCACCCUCCUCUGCCGGCUAUGCCCGCAGCUACGCCCGCAGCGUCGCAGGCUCCGCACCUCCUCCUCCUCCUCCUCCUCCCUCCUCCGCCUCGUCCUCCCACUAUCAGCGCUAUUCUCUCGGCUCAGGCUUUGAUAAAGAUGAUUACAUGGAGGAUAAAUACAGCAACGGCUUUGGUCGCGGCUACUAAAAUGCACGUUGUUCAAGUCAGAGUCCCCGUUUGGAAUUGUAGUGUACAAGUGAUCUAAGAGGGACGUAACUGCAGGGAGUAAAAUAUUUUUGACGGUUGUAGCUAAUUCUGACAACGGGUAGAUACUGUAUACAUUGAUUUGACUAUAAAUUAAAUUCAACUUAUUGAAGGAUCACGAAAUACUGAUUUGCAUUUAGACAGAUUUUUAUAGUGUAUUAAAAGAUAGUUGUAGAUAUAUAGAUAUCAGCUAUUUUUUUUCACAUUCAGUUCAAUAGUUGUUUUGUUUUUCUGUCAGGUUUUUUUUUUUCUUUAAGUGGUGUAUCAUGCAUGUUUGUCAGUUUAGAUUCUGAAGGAGUGUGAGGGACUGCUUCAGCCUUAGGGCUGAAUACAAAAGCUUGAGGUACUGUGUAGGCUUCCUCUUAUUAUUGACUUAUGACUAGAUGUGCUCUUGAGAUCUUUAUUUAACUGAAACCCACCCACCGCUACGUUGUCUUUUGUUUAGUAUUUAGAUGUGGUAUUUUAUUGAGAUUUGUCUUGAAGCAUGGCAUAUGACUUGCAUGGUUAAGAAAGAUAAGGCUCUAAUUUGAAGUCAAACAGAAAUCUUACCCAGGCUCCAAAGAUUCGAACACUACCCUGCGUAGUUGAGGUUGUUUUUAAUUGUAAUUAUUUAUUUAUUUUCUUUUGGAAGUUUCUUGUGGGUGGCUUUGAUGUGGUCUGAGUGAUUUGAAAGGCCCUGUUUGAAAUUAUUUUGUAUGUGAGAGUUGGGAUCAGUGUUAGGAGGAAGAGGAAGAGGGAGGAUGUGGGUAAAUGUGUGGUAGUGGGCGGAGCUGGGCACACACCGACUGAUGAACAAAUCACAUCUUACUGGCACGACAUCCACCGGCCGCUCAACACUUGGAAACUACGUCACCUCCUAGGAUAAAGCACCAUCAACUAAAGGAAACUCGGAAAGCAAAUGGCCAUCCGCUGACCGUCUAAAUAAACCAAAACGCUCAGGCUGAUUCUUAGAUUGCUACUCUGUAUUCCUAGAUAAACUGUGUUUUGCCGGUUAAUCGCUGCCGCAGACUGAAAAUCGUAGCCUCUCUUGGCUCUCAAGACAUUUUAGCGUUACAAUACAAUGGACGUGCUUGUGAUUGAAACCCCAACAUUGUAGCUUGUCCCACUUGUACUAUUGUUGCCUACGGUCUUAUUGUUAAAACACAAUUCUGCUUAAUAUGUACCUCUUAAAAAUCUCGACUGUUGAUGCGAACCGAUAUCUUUAUAAAUUGUUCCACUCAAAAUCUUCAGCGGUUGUUCGAACGUGAGUCGAUUUUUGUGCUUGUUUUGGUUACUUAAAAAAUAAAUUUAGUUAUGUCUCCAUUUAGCCGCUUAAAUAAAACAUCGACUGAUCUGACCCAUUCCGUAACGUUUUUCAUUUCACUGUUUUUAUUUUAAAACCUAAACUUUUUGUUACCUUUUUUGGUUGUUUAUUUUUUUGCAAAAAGGCAGUUUUUAUGCUGCCUUUCCGCCCACGUUAACACUCGUUUACUGCAGAGGACCUGCUCAAAUCUUUUUUUUUUUUUUUUUUUUUUUAAAUAUUAAGUAACGGGCUUGUAUGUGGUUGCUUAGCCGCUGAUACCACAGCACAGAGGGUGCUUAGAGUCCAAAAGCAGGCCAAAUGUAACUUGUGAGUUCCCAUCACUCAACCCUGCUAUUACUGUGUCCCUGCCCUAAGCCUUGGCCAAGGUUAAUAAAAUAUAAGUAGUCCUGUUAAAUAACAUUUGUAGCUGACUGUGGCCUCACAGAACAUGUAGGUGAGUGAAGUAAACAGGUAAGUAAUGUUGAAAAGCAUUGGUUUUAUCCAAACAUUUGUCUUGCUUGUGUGGAUCUACCUUAGUGUGCAACAGUCAGACACCCUAUUAUCUAUUUAAUUUUCAUUUAAAACGGCCAUUAAGUACAGAAAAAGCAGGAACCUCCAUUAUCAGAAAAUUACACAAAGGCAUCCAACACAAGUAUAUCAAAUCUAUCAGUAUUUAAUUUGCCCACUCGUUAUAUUUGUACACCUGCAACCACUUCCAUUUUACCGAUUUUAAUGCCAACCUGUUACAGCUGUGUCCUCCCAACAAAAGCUUUUCUUCACGGUGUCAUUGUCAUUAUAUUUCCCUUCAAAGAAACACUAAGUCACACAAACAACAGCCUGAACACACUUCAGCUGCCUGCAGAUUUCUCUCUCAUGUCCAUCUAAAAUGGCUACACGAGAUUAGAUAUAAUCCACUUGUAUAAGGAAAAGGGAAGCCAAGGAAAUGUAACAGUUUUAAAAUUUGUAAUAAUAUAUUAAAAAGAUAUAGAUAAAAUGACUGUUUAAGACAUGGUUAGCCCACCAAAACUGUCCCCAUCAAAUAAACAGUACUUUCGUCUUUGAUAGAGAGGAGAAAAUCUUCAGAUCUGAAAAAAAUCCACGGGUGUUUCUGUCCAUCCUUCGACUCUGAGAAGACAGUUCAGUGCCUUUACUGAGGAAAGGAAACAAAAGUGUGAAAAAUAUCCUUUCUGAUUUCUUUGGAAAACUGAAAGCAAGUCUCAUGAAAAGAAUGGAGGCUGGAAUAAAUACGGUGUGGACAUGCUAAGUUCUGAAAAUAUGAUAUCUAGUUGUUUCCCGUAAGUAUUUCUGUAUAAAUACUUACUGGCUGUUUUAACUGGAAAUUAAAUCAAUGAAAGGGUGGUCUCUUGUUUUUUUGGACAGUACUGUAUAUGACUGCUGUUUUUGUGUUUUUCCCCUCUGAAGUCAUCGUACUAUUGGAACCAACAAUGUAGAGUGAUUGAAAUAUGGCAGAUACUGUACAACCAUGUCUGAAAUGUAUUAUUUUCUGUUUCUCUUAAAGCCUCUAGGACAUUAUUUAUAUGAUUGUCACUUAUGUGAUGAGAUCAUCUAGAAAUCUUUCAAGAUUGAGAACACUUCCUGGUUUGUCGGGCCCUGGGGAGAAGGGUCUUUUGUUUCUUCAUGUCAGUGACAGAAAGGCAGCAAAUACCAUAUAAUUCUGUGCGACAACAUUCAACAUUGUAGCUUUAGUAGACUUCGUCUAGCUGUCUUGGGAAAUACAGUCUCAACUGCCUGGUAUAAAAAAUUCAAGGUGUUGAAAGUUAAUGUUGAUUUGUUAUUAAUUAAUUAAAAUUAAAACCUUUCAUUUAUUUGCAGUUAAAACCAGUCACAGAGCAUAUUCAGUAUAUAUAAUAAAUAGGGACAGCAGCAUGAGCAGAUUCUCAACAAGGUGAUAAUAGCAUGCACUGAUUUAUUAGGUUCAGUUAUUAGAUACACCUACUUUGUACAUGUAAAUUGGCCAGUUUAUCAGAAAAGCCUACCACAUGGAUGCAUUUUGUAUAUUAACAGUUACUGACUGUAGCUCAUCUGUUCCUGGAUUAUUACGCACCUCAGCAACAGUACUGGGUUGAGUAGUCCCCCAGCCAGGCGGGUGUGUCUAAUAAAUGGUCAGUACAUCUACACAGCAUGCAGAAAUCCCAGCACCAUUGCCUUUGAUGUCAUGGUCUCACUACAGCUAAGAAUGGUCCUCCUCCUAAUUAAUAUGUGGUUAUCAGUUGGCCUGUGGUGGUUCCUUUCCAUUGAUUGGUGGGGUAGAGGGGGCUGAUAAAUUGUACAGCAACAAAUGACCUACAGUCAGUAAUUGUAAACCUACAAAGUACAUCUAUAUGAUAAAAUGGCCAGUCAUGGUAUGUAGAAGGUAGGUGUGCCUAAUAAACUGGUAUAUAAUGUUGCCAUUUAAACUAGGCUGCAAAUAAUGUUCAUCAGCUGAGCAAAAUGUCAUGAUGGAAGCAGAAACUUAUUAGCAGUGUGUUUCUUAGACUGAAGACUGAGUUUAAUCAGAGUAAAUAAAUAGACAAAAAUAAAAUUCAAAUUGUAAAAUAUAUUAAAUACUUGCCAGUCUAUUUAUGAUCUACCUACGUUGUCAUUUUAUCAGCUACCAUACACUCUGGGUGCAGGUGUACAAUAGCAGACUAGCCCAUGUGCUGCUGCACAAUUUAUCUGUCCCCCUCACCCUGUUGUUUUAAAAUGAGUAGAAAGUGACCACCAGACUGUAGCUAAGCAGAUGAUAUUUGAGUGGUGGAUCAUUCUCAUCAUGUUAGUGGCAUGUUCAUUUGUGUUACUGUGGUAUGAACGUAUCAGGCACAGCAGUGAACUGUGUACACCUUUCAACAGUUGCUGCAAAUGUUGUGUCAGAUACAUGUACCAGGGAUCUAUACUUGUAGGCAAUAGUUUGAACACCCCUGGUCAAAUGACACGUCUUGUUAAUUUUCUAAGUGAAAACAGGUUACAGUGUGUUCUCUGUAUGUUUAACUUAUUUUAACUUGGAAAACUGACAAAACAUGUAUUUGACCAAGGGUUUUCAAACUUUUGCAUACAGCUGCACCUGAAGCUUUGCAGCGCACAGAUCUACAAUAAUUUGUAAGAUGUGGUAGCUAAUAAAUCUGUUUCAUUAUUUAGCAAGAGAUACUAACAUUGGCUUCACAUUUAUGAAACCGCUUAGCUUAGGAGUGUUGGUCUAGGGUCUGUUCUUGUCAGUAAUGUCAUGGUCAUUGAGAGAAAUCUGAUCUUUGGUCAGCAGUCCUGCUCUGAGAAGCUUUGUGAAUACAGGCCAUUGACAGCUGGUAGCCAGAUGACCUCUAAAUGUUUUGUUCCAUCUAGAAUUGGAAUACACCGUAGAAAUAUGGUAAAGCCAUUACAAAUCUAAACGUGUUACUCAGGUCCAUGACUUUAGACUGGUAAACUGGCUAAACUGGUAUUGCAGGCUUGUGUUAACAGUACUUUUAUUGUGGGCUAAGACGUUAGGUUUAUGCCACACUGGUAGCAGAAUGUUUUAUUUAUAAGAGCAAAAGACAGAAUGUCUGUUUCAUUACGCUAUGAUAAUCUGAAAGGUUUCACACUAGGAUAGUGAGUUUUUAAUACUGAUAUGCUGACAAGAUUUGAACCCAGUUCCCUUUAUACUUAUUCAUAUAAAUCAAUUUUCCGUUCAUUAUUGGCCAUAUCGUGUUUAUCACCAACUGCAAUCACUUAAUGGGCCAGUGUAAAUCACGCUGGGUCUGCUUCUCUGGCAUAAACUGACCAGCUAAUCAACUUCCGUUUCUAAUUGUCUUAAUUUUUGUUUGUUAUUUCGACAAAAUAUACAUAAACUAGCUGUAGCGUAACACUGUGAACUUUUAACAUAUUUCUGUAACAUUUAUGAUUUUUUUAUCACAUGAUUUAAGAGCAGGUAUCUGAAUGUGGCUUAAUUUAGACACACAUGUAUAUAUAAACAUUAAGUAUAAUUUUACAGUAUAAAUGUGACAUAAAUGGUUAAAAACUGGUAAAAUCACCACUUUAGUAGCAUUUCAGAUGAUUAGCAUAUUAAAGUAAGCGAAUUUGAGAAGCAUCUUUUCAUUUUUUUCAAAUUUUACUUCAUGUUUUUUAGCCAUAAGAACUCCUAUUUGAAGUACUUGUAGUAACAAAACAUGUAGUGCAAUAUUUUAAUACUUUUAAAAUGUCAAUUUGCAAUGGACAUAUCACUUUAUUUAUUUACUGUUUUCUUAUUUAGGCCUCUGUCCACCACAAACAUUACUCUUUGGCCCCCCAUGACCAAAAAAACUCGUUAACUACCUCAGUAUGUUUAAAUUUCCAUGUUCAUUGAGCUUAUUCUUAUGUACAUUAAAUAUUAAUCUUCGAGUGAAUGUGUGGAUGAAAAUGUGAAUAAAAACAACUUGGUUAUCA
This is a messenger RNA of Pygocentrus nattereri (red-bellied piranha), 7377 nucleotides long. RefSeq lists its product as uncharacterized. NCBI's taxonomy places the organism in Eukaryota, Metazoa, Chordata, Actinopteri, Characiformes, Serrasalmidae. Gene Ontology annotation, cellular component: cytosol. The coding region runs from base 636 to 1643 and encodes 335 amino acids. Gene Ontology annotation, molecular function: mRNA binding. The record is from RefSeq and is a predicted model, not a curated record. The transcript has 2 exons.